This is a messenger RNA of Anopheles arabiensis, 1076 nucleotides long. Its product is annotated as zinc carboxypeptidase-like. The transcript has 2 exons. The record is from RefSeq and is a predicted model, not a curated record. Gene Ontology annotation, biological process: proteolysis. Bases 53 to 1051 code for a protein of 332 amino acids. Gene Ontology annotation, molecular function: zinc ion binding; metallocarboxypeptidase activity. NCBI's taxonomy places the organism in Eukaryota, Metazoa, Arthropoda, Insecta, Diptera, Culicidae.
ACCUAAAAUAUAGACACGUUUUCAUCAAGCAUUCAAAGAACUCGAACACAACAUGUUAGUCAUAGGAGUAUCGCUGGGAUUCCUAACGCUGGCUACUGUAAACUAUCGACCAAACUUCGCCUACAAUCAGAGUGUGCCUUACACUAACCUACAAUCUGAUCCUGACGAGUUUAAGCCCUUGGAUAUUUUCAUGUCUUAUAAUGAAACCAUUCAAUGGAUGGCAGCUCUGGAGGCGAAAUAUCCAGACAAGUGCAAGGUUGAACCGAUUGGUCGAUCGUACGAAGGGCGUGAUAUCAACGCUAUGGUCAUCAACAAACAGCCAAGCAAAAAAGUGUUUGUAGUAGCCAACAUGCAUGCCCGCGAGUGGGCUGCCAUGACUUCCGCUAUCUACAUCAUCCACGAGCUUAUUCUUAAUUCCAACAACUACCCAGAAGCGUCCACGUUUCAGUGGAUCGUUGUUCCGUUACCGAAUCCAGACGGUUACAUGUACACCAGGUUGGAUCGCCUUUGGCGCAAGAACCGUGCCCCGCAGCAAGAUAACGCCACUGGUGUCGACCUGAACCGGAACUUUGCUUACAAGUGGGAGUUGAACCUAAACGAAGAGGAUGAUGAUCCCCACAAAGAAACCUAUCGCGGUCCAUCCGCAUUUUCUGAGUUAGAAAGUACGACUAUAAGUGAUUAUCUGAACCAAAAUUCCAAUUCUAUCGUACUAUACGUUGAUCUGCAAACUUUCGGAGAGUAUAUAUUAAUUCCGUGGAGUUAUACAAAAGAUUCUGCCCCAAAUACAGAUUUCAUCAUGUCCGUAGCACAUGCCGGGGCAAAAGCCAUAAUAUCUCAAUCGUAUGAGUACUAUGUGAUUGGCACACUAUCGGAUCUUGCACACCCCGUGUCGGGAUCUAGCAUGGACUACUGUUAUUUCGUUGGAGUUAAGGCGUGUAUUGUUAUCUUGCUGACCAACGAAGGAUAUGAAAUUGCGCCAAGUACUAUCAUCCCUUAUGGGCAGAUAGCACUCGCUUCAGUGCAAGCAAUGGCAGUUAAGGCGGGUGAAUAAUAAAAACUCCAAUGUAAUAUAUGAA